Molecule: messenger RNA, 630 nt
Organism: Emericellopsis atlantica
Lineage: Eukaryota; Fungi; Ascomycota; Sordariomycetes; Hypocreales; Bionectriaceae
Product: H+-ATPase G subunit-domain-containing protein
Exons: 6
Coding region: 236-574 (112 amino acids)
Biological process (GO): proton transmembrane transport
Cellular component (GO): vacuolar proton-transporting V-type ATPase complex
Molecular function (GO): proton-transporting ATPase activity, rotational mechanism
Source: RefSeq, a predicted model, not a curated record
UGAUACCUUACCCCAGCUGCACCUGGUGACGAAAGGCUCCCAACAUCGGACUGUGGUGCUGCACGGAUACCUGACUUAAGGUCCUUGGAUUCUAGCACAUGUACAAGCUUUGAAGACCAAUUACCCACAACAUUGGAGCACCAGAUCAAUUCUUUCAGUACCUGAAAGCGCAUUCAUAUUCACGUCUUUUCGAUCCGUUGCAGCUGCGCAAAGCUGCUCGUCCCUGGGAAGCACCAUGAAUUCCGCCGGAAUCCAGACUCUCCUCGAUGCCGAGAGGGAAGCGUCCAAGAUUGUGCAGAAGGCGCGCGAGUUCAGGACAAAGCGCGUCAAGGAAGCCCGAGAUGAAGCCAAGAAGGAAAUAGCCAACUACAAGUCCCAGAAAGAGGAGGAGUUUAAGAAGUUCGAAGCUGAACAUAGCCAAGGAAACCAACAAGCCGAAGACGAGGCGAACAAGGAGGCCGAGAAGCAGAUUCAAGGUAUUAAGGAAGCUGGCAAGAAGAGCCAGGCAGGUGUUGUCAAGAACCUCUUGGCUGCUGUCCUUGAAGCCAAGCCACAGCCUGCUAUGCGCGCAUAGUGGGUGGUGGAUCGUGCAACAAUGUGUAACCAAACCAUGCCGACAAUUACAAAUGC